AUGGCGCAAGACGACUCGGUCGAUUUCGACGUGAUCGAGGGGCAGAAGGAGAACAUCCAGUCUCUUCCCGGCGGUCGCUCGGCCAAGAAGCUCGUCGAGAUCUACUCGCCAUCGCCUCUCCACAAACUGGCGACCCCGACCCCUUCGGACACGCGCAACGUCAACGAUUGCAUUCGCGCCGAGUACGAGGCAGAGCUUCAGAACAUCAACGAGUCCGACGACCCCCUCGACGUGUUCGACCGAUAUGUCCGAUGGACUCUAGAUGCCUAUCCUUCUGCUCAGGCAACGCCUCAAUCACAACUCCACAGUCUUUUAGAGCGAGCGACGAAGACCUUUAUUGGCUCAGCACAGUACAAGAACGACCCACGAUACCUCAAGCUCUGGCUUCACUACAUUCACUUCUUUUCUGAUUCACCUCGGGAGGCCUUCGUCUUCCUAUCGCGACAUGCGAUUGGCGAGAACCUUGCCCUAUUUUACGAAGAGUACGCAGAAUGGCUAGAGGGAGUCGGUCGCUGGGCACAAGCCGAGGAGGUCUACAAAAUGGGUAUUGAGCGUGAGGCUCGCCCCGUGCAAAGACUGCUGAGAAAGUUCAAAGAAUUCGAAGAGAGACUCGCGCACCAGCCGGACAGCGUCAAUGAGCCCACGUCCCCCGCUUUACCGAGUGUACGGCCAGCAUUGGCGGCCAAGUCCAACCCUUUCACUGCCGCUGCUGCUUCUAGCGACCCGCAAACUCGACGGCCGACGAACGGGGGACAUUCCAAGUCCACAACAAAGCCCAAGAUGGCCAUCUUCUCAGAUGCGGAUUCGAAGCCGCCUGCCUUAUCGACCAAAGAUACAGAGUCAAAGGGAUGGGAUACAAUCGGUUCGAUGGCGGAACGCAAGAAGGAGAACGAGGUGGAGAAGAAGCCAUGGGUCGGCGAGACACUCAAGGCUGGCGGAAAGAAAGCCACGGCGGCGAAGAUGUCGGUGUUCAGGGAUCCGACAGGGAAGCGUGAACGCAUUUAUGUUGACUUAGCCACGGUGUACCCCACGCCAGAGGAGCAAGGUACCGAAUUGAGCUUUGAGGAGGUCAUCGCCGCCAGGCGAGGGUGGCUGGACCACAUUUGGGACGAUGAGCUACCACAGGAGGACACGCUCGAUUCUGAACCUGCGAGCCCUACGCCGGUCCGGGGCAUUGUCAAAGACUUUGGCCGAAAGUUGGUCAUACAUCGUGACCCUGCUGGAGCAGUGGAUGAAAAUGGUGCACCCAUGGAGCCGCCUCGCCCUGCUCGAGGGACGAAGAAAAAGAAGCAGAUGGAGUACAACGAGACACAAAUCAUUAAAGCAAAGCUCGACUCCCCCUCUGGACCGAAGCUCAAGAAGAAGAACGUUUCGGAACCGACCAUGACACUGCACACAAGGGCAGCUACCGAUGACAUCUACGACAUUUUCAAUGCUCCUCUGAAAUCAUCAGGGCAGAGCGAGGCUAGUGAAAACGAGGAGGACUAUGACAGCGAGGGCGACUACUCUACGGAUGCGGAAAGCACUUGCACUACACGCCAGGUCGACGCAACCGAGCGGGUCGACGAGGACGAGGAUGCUAGGAGUGUGAGCGAGUGGUCCGAUUUCACCGCUCGGAAGCACAUCCCCAACAUAGGAGCUGAUGCAGACAGCCUCCCUGAUGAGAACCGCCACUACACGCAGAUGUCAGAGCUGGGCAAUCUUGGGGAGAAUGACUACUCAAGCUCGCGGGAUGAUCUACCUCGUGCCGAUGAAGAACAUCCAGAUACGUCUGACGACGACAAUCCAAGAACUUGGUCUUCUUUUGUACCGGUGCCACCUGAAGAUUAUGACCCGCCCACUCGGCCUUAUAGGGACCCGGCUGAGAUAGCGAAUAAUCGUCUCCCUUUCAUGACACCUAUCACGGAACGGACUGAGGUGUCCCUGGAGGUCAUGGUGGAAAGGAGAGAUCAGUUCAAGACGCCGUGUAAGAAAGACAGCGCUGCGAUCUCGGUUAACAAUGAUGAAGAAGCCUCAGACUUGGAGCCUAUGAGUAGUCCGAUUCGAGAGCUAAUCAGCCCUCCCAGCACGACGCCGGCUGGUCGUCCCCUUGUACCGAAAGCGGCGAUCGCAUUGAGUCGAUCGGUACCUCACAAGUCUGCCAUGGGCAGAGGCCCAAUCAUCAAAGAUGCGCAAUGCAACCCCAUCGACGAGUCUGUGCGCAACGAGAUCUUGGCCAAAACUCAGCCUCCCUUGAGCGCAUACAGCGGGUUCUAUGACCAUCGGGAGGAGAAGUCUGAGCGUAGCGGCGACAUCCGCCGGUACACCAAAGCGCUGCAAAAGCAGGCUAGGGGUGACAAGGCAAUGUCGCCACAAGCACCCGUGAACAUUGGGUUCCCCGCGGGUCAGGUGUACUCCAUCAAGAGAGAGCUGGGUGCAGGAGCGUUUGCGCCCGUGUACCUGGUCGAGAACUCGGCUCCAAACGAGAUUGAGAAUGACGAAAAAGCGGUGGUGGCAAUGGGUACAGGAGCGUUCGCGGUGAGCCAUCGACACACGGUUGAAGCGCUCAAAAUGGAGAAUCCCCCGACACCGUGGGAGUUCCACAUGAUGCGCGUGGCUCAUAUUCGGCUUGGACCUCAUCACCGAGCAACCGCUUCGCUAUCCUAUGCCCACGAAAUGCACCUAUACCGGGACGAGGCGUUCUUGUUCCUCCCUUUCCAUCCUCACGGGACUCUGCUUGACGUUGUCAACAUCUUCAGAGCCGAGGCAUCGGGCGUCAUGGACGAGCAGCUCGCCAUGUUCUUCAGCAUCGAGCUACUGCGCACCGCUGAGGCACUGCACGCCAAAGGCAUCAUGCACGGUGACAUCAAGCCGGACAACUGUCUUCUGCGUCUCGACAACCUGCUUGGAGAUCAUCAGCCAGAGCGUCAGCACGCUCAACAUGGCCCCCUAUCCAGUCAAUGGCAAGCAGACGGCAGUGGUGGCUGGGGCGCACGGGGGGUGACUCUCAUUGACUUUGGACGCGCCAUUGACAUGCGUGCCUUUGCGCCAAACGUCCAAUUCAUCGCUGACUGGAAGACGACGCAGCAGGACUGCGCGGAGACACGCGAGGGGCGUCCAUGGACGUGGCAGCUCGACUACCAUGGUCUUGCGGGCACCAUUCAUUGCCUGCUGUUCGGAAAAUACAUUGAGACCGUCCGCUGCGAUCAAGGUGGCAUUAGUAUUGGAGGACGCAAGUAUCGCAUCCGCGAGUCGUUGAAGAGAUACUGGCAGACCGAGCUAUGGGGUGACUGCUUCGAUGUGCUGCUCAACCCUGGGUCACACCUCGAGAAUGAGGAUGGUAGCAAGAUGCCCAUCUUGCGAUCGAUGCGUGAUGUGCGCGAGAGGAUGGAGAGAUGGCUCGAGGACAACUCGGAGAGGGGCACGGGUUUGAAGGUUCUGAUGAUGAAGUUGGAGGCCCACGCGAAGGCGAGGAGGCAUUGA
Messenger RNA from Emericellopsis cladophorae, 3462 nucleotides. Its product is annotated as Checkpoint serine/threonine-protein kinase-like protein. Gene Ontology annotation, biological process: meiotic sister chromatid cohesion, centromeric; mitotic spindle assembly checkpoint signaling; protein phosphorylation. The record is from RefSeq and is a predicted model, not a curated record. Bases 1 to 3462 code for a protein of 1153 amino acids. The transcript has 3 exons. NCBI's taxonomy places the organism in Eukaryota, Fungi, Ascomycota, Sordariomycetes, Hypocreales, Bionectriaceae. Gene Ontology annotation, molecular function: ATP binding; protein kinase activity.